Daphnia magna is the source of this 5084-nucleotide messenger RNA. It is a transcript of the gene Top2, whose product is annotated as DNA topoisomerase 2. Gene Ontology annotation, biological process: resolution of meiotic recombination intermediates; DNA topological change; sister chromatid segregation. Gene Ontology annotation, cellular component: nucleus. Gene Ontology annotation, molecular function: DNA binding; DNA topoisomerase type II (double strand cut, ATP-hydrolyzing) activity; ATP binding. The record is from RefSeq and is a predicted model, not a curated record. NCBI's taxonomy places the organism in Eukaryota, Metazoa, Arthropoda, Branchiopoda, Diplostraca, Daphniidae. The transcript is spliced from 12 exons. The coding region runs from base 242 to 4915 and encodes 1557 amino acids.
CUGUUUAGCCCUUUUUAUGCUUACCAAAGCAGCUCCAAGGGCAAGGAACUAAAGAAACAUACACGAGUGCAAGACGGCGAGGAGUUGUGGCCCAUGGAAGCACGGUUUUGAGUCGUCAACAGGCAAAUAGACGUCUGUUUUUUUAAACUUACAGUGUUCGUAAAGCGCGAGUGCGUACAAAUCGUCUUUCUCUUGAAUUGAAUAAGUGAAAAAAAAAAGAAAAAAGUCUUUGUUUGAGAAGAUGAAUAAAGCCACGACUGCCACAGUUGCAGCCGAAACUAAUGGAGAUGCAUCCAAGACAAAUGGAGCCAAUAAACGACUUUCAGUGGAAAGAAUUUAUCAAAAGAAAAGUCAGCUUGAACACAUCCUGCUUAGACCUGAUACCUACAUUGGAUCGGUGGAGCCUGUUAAAGAAGUGAUGUGGGUGUAUGAAGAAGAGGCUGGAAUGGUGCAGAGGGAAAUCACUUAUGUACCUGGUCUGUACAAGAUAUUUGAUGAAAUUCUUGUCAAUGCUGCUGAUAACAAAGUUCGGGAUUCAACUAUGGAUAUGAUUAAAGUGGACAUUGAUCCGGUACGAAAUGUCAUCUCAAUUUACAACAAUGGAAAAGGCAUCCCAGUUGUAGAACACAAAGAAGAGAAGAUGUAUGUUCCCUCUUUGAUCUUUGGCCAUUUGCUCACUUCAUCUAAUUACAAUGAUGAGGAAGAAAAAGUUACUGGUGGUCGCAACGGUUAUGGUGCAAAAUUAUGCAACAUCUUCAGUACUUCAUUUGAGUUACAAACAGCUUCUAAAGAAGAAAGGAAAAAGUUUACACAGACCUGGACAAAUAACAUGACCAAAGCUGGAGCCCCCAAGAUUAUAUCCUAUUCUGAUGCAGAUUUCACUAAAAUCACUUUCUCUCCUGAUUUAGAAAAAUUCAAAAUGCCUACUCUCGAUCAAGAUACGGUAGCUUUGCUAUCUCGCCGUGCGUUCGAUGUUGCUGCCUCCACUCGUGGAGUAAAAGUUUUUCUUAAUGGCAAACGCCUGCCGAUUAAGAAUUUUAAGGACUAUGUUGAUUUGUGUCUUAAGGGAAAAGACGAUGAUGAUGGCAACCAACUCAAAUGUGUGUAUGAAGCCGUGAGCGAUCGGUGGGAGAUUGCAGUUGCUCCAUCAGACAAAGGGUUUCAGCAAGUUUCGUUUGUUAAUUCGAUUGCGACGACCAAAGGCGGGCGACAUGUCGAUUACAUUACAGAAAUCGUGUCGAAACAUUUGCAGGAGUUCAUUAAAAAGAAGAAUAAAAGUGGCGUGAACAUCAAACCUCAUCAGAUUAAGAAUCAUCUGUGGAUAUUCGUUAACUGUUUGAUCGUGAAUCCAACUUUCGAUUCUCAAACAAAGGAAAACAUGACCCUUCAAGCAAAAAGCUUUGGUUCCACCUGCAAACCUACUGAAAAGUUCUUCACUGCGCUCAACAAAUCAGGUGUCAUCGAAGGUGUAAUGCAGUGGGCCAAGUUCAAGGCACAAACUGAGCUGAAUAAGAACUGUAGCGGUAAAAAGCAUUCGAAGCUAAAGGGUAUUCCCAAACUGGAAGAUGCCAACAAUGCAGGCACGAGAUAUUCGAUCGACUGUACGCUCAUUUUGACGGAAGGAGAUUCAGCCAAGUCUUUGGCCGUCUCUGGUUUGGGUGUGGUUGGUCGUGAUAAAUUUGGUGUCUUCCCACUUAAGGGAAAGGUACUCAACGUCCGAGAGGCAACUCAUAAACAGAUUAUGGAGAAUGCUGAGAUCAAUAAUUUAAUCAAAAUUCUCGGACUUCAAUACAAGAAAAAAUACGAAACUAUUGAAGACCUCAAAACACUUCGUUACGGACGUUUGAUGAUCAUGACAGAUCAAGAUCAGGAUGGAUCCCAUAUCAAAGGCUUGCUGAUUAAUUUUUUGCACCACAACUGGCCAUCGCUUUUGCGUUUACCGUUCUUAGAAGAAUUUAUCACUCCCAUCGUGAAAGCCACAAAAGGAACUGGGACUUCGGCAAAAACAGAAAGCUUCUACUCGCUUCCCGAGUUUGAAGAGUGGAAGAGCAAAACGGAUAACUGGCCCACCUAUCGUAUCAAGUACUACAAAGGGUUGGGUACUUCAACCUCCCAAGAAGCCAAAGGUUACUUUUCCGACAUGCAGCGUCAUCGGAUUCUCUUCGAACAUGACGGCGAUCAGGAUGAUUACGCUAUUCUAAUGGCUUUUAGCAAGAAACACGUCGAACAGCGUAAAGAGUGGCUCACCUCUUGGAUGGAAGAAUGCAAACGACGCCGUGAACUAGGACUGCCCGAAUUGUAUCUUUACGAAAAAGACACAAAAAAAGUCAGCUAUCGUGAUUUCGUCAAUAAGGAGUUAGUUUUGUUCAGCAACAUGGAUAAUGAGCGUUCGAUUCCUUCAUUAAUGGAUGGUUUUAAACCUGGCCAACGCAAGGUUCUCUUCACUUGCAUCAAGAGAAAUGACAAAAAAGAAAUCAAGGUUGCCCAGUUAGCUGGUUCAGUGGCGGAACACUCAGCUUACCAUCACGGUGAAGCAUCUUUGAUGGGAACAAUCAUAGGUUUAGCUCAAGAUUUCGUGGGAUCCAACAACAUAAAUUUGUUGCUUCCCAACGGUCAGUUUGGUACUCGUCUACAGGGAGGAAAAGAUGCUGCGAGCCCUCGUUACAUCUUCACGUUGAUGAACAAAGUUACACGAGCUAUUUUUCAUCCGCAUGAUGAUCCUUUAUUGAAGCACCAGAUGGACGACAACCAACGCAUCGAACCUGAGUAUUAUGUUCCCAUCAUUCCCAUGAUCUUGGUUAACGGGACUGAUGGAAUCGGUACCGGUUGGAUGACGAAGAUUCUGAAUUACAAUCCUCAUGACAUCGUGGCUAACGUCAGACGGAUGUUAGAUGGCGAAGAACCAUUAGAAAUGGAUCCGUGGUUCAAGGGUUAUAGAGGAACAAUUGAAAGAAUUGAUCGGCAACGAUAUGUAAUCAGUGGUGAAGUGGCGGUCCUCAGUCCCUCGGAAGUAGAAAUUACGGAGCUUCCCCUCCGCGUUUGGACUCAAAAUUACAAAGAAUCCGUGAUGGAAACUCUGUUACAUGGUUCAGAGAAAACUCCACCGCUCAUUACCGAUUACAAGGAAUACCACACAGAUACAACUGUGCGCUUCGUUGUUUCCAUGGCUGAAGACAAGAUGCAACAAGCUGAAGCCGAGGGACUGCACAAGGCAUUUAAACUCCAGGCAACACACUCUUUAACAUCCAUGGUGUUAUACGACCCUAAUGGCUGCCUAAAGAUGUACGACUCUGUAGAAGAUAUCUUAAAAGAGUUCUUCACCGUGCGACUCGGCUUUUACGUCAAGAGGAAAGACUAUUUGUCUGGCGUACUCCAAGCUGAAUCAAAAAGACUUUCAAACCAGGCCAGAUUCAUCUGUGAAAAGUGUGACAAUGUCUUGAUUGUCGAGAACAAAAAGGCCAAAGUGUUAGUAGAGGAAUUGCGCCGCAGAAACUACGAUCCCGAUCCAGUACGUGUUUGGAAAAAGAAUCAAAAGAACAAUGUCAACGCAGAGGAGGAAGAGGAACAAGAAGCGAACGCGGAAAACGAAGAAGGUGCUGUAAAAAUCGGAGAUUAUGAUUAUUUGCUGGAUAUGCCCAUGCGUUCUCUGACUUAUGAAAAGAAAGAAGAACUUCUUAAAAAGAGGGAUAUCAAGAUGAAGGAAUAUGAUAUUCUCCUGAAGAAAACGCCGGCAGAUUUGUGGCGUGAAGAUCUUGAUAAUUUCCUAGUGCAACUACAGGAUCUAGAAAAUGCACAACAGGAGGAAGCGAAGGAAAACAAGAAGUCCGCUAAACUUCCUGUCGGAGCCAAAGGCAAGAAGAAGGCUUUGGCUGUCGAAGUUGCUCCUUCUCCUAAAGGUCGGCGAAUUGUUCCCGUUGUUGAUGCAGAAUUGCGAAAAAAGGCGGAGAAGGCAACCAUCGCCAAAGAGAAGAAAAAAGAGAGAGCACUAAAGAAAGAAAGCCCUGAAGUUGAGCGAGAUAGUUUCGAUGAUGCCCUGGAUGAAUCAAACAAGUCGUUGUCUGACAAACUGGGUCUAAGCCCGACAACCAAAGGAGGCAAAGGUAAGAAGGGAGCGAAGAAUGCGGAUGGUCUGAAACAGACUAAGUUGAAUUUCGCAUCCAACAAAUCCGCAGAGAAGGACGACGACAUUGAUGAAUUUGACAUGGCACUUGAAGAAGCCAAACCACUUAGGGAGAAAACGAUGCGCCGAGCUGCUGCUGCUGCUGCUAAAUUCGUCUUAGAUAGUGAUGAAGAGGAAGGAGAUGCUUCGGAUAAUGAUUCCGACCUCGUAAUUAGUGACUCAGACGAAGAUUUUGAUUUUGUCAAACCGAAAACUGCCACUAAGAAAAGAGCGAAGGGGCCUCCUAUCAGUUCAGAUGACGACAAUACUGCAGCUAAAAGGCAGAAAAAAGCAAACGCACCAAACGUGAGCUCCGAUGAUCUAUUUGACUCUUUAGUUCGCUCCUCACCAGUUAAAACAACUGUUGAAGCUGAAUCACAGUCGCCUCCAGAUAUCGUCAUGUUAGGGAGCGAUGAUGAUGCUAAACCCAAAGGCAGGGGUCGUGGAAAAGUAGCAAAAACUGAUGGGCCUGGCAAACCAAGGAAAGCGCCGGCCCCUAAAGCAGCUGCCGCCCCGAAAACAACCAAGACUGCCGCAUCGAAAGCAAAGCCCAAAGCUUCUUCUCCCAAAAAGAAGGCUUCCAAGGAUUCCGAUUCAGACGACAUGUUUGCUUCUAAAACACAAACAAAGAAAGCCAUUUCAUCAGACGGAAAUGAAGAUGAUAGCUUUGAUUUUAAGCCACGCGCAACCACUGGGCGAGCCAAGAAACCUGUCAAGUACGCAAAUCUUUCGAGUGACGAAGAUAUGUCUUCGUAAAUCCAUUUUUCCCGCCAAGAGCUAGCAUUCACGUUUUGAUACUCGAAACUGGUUGUUGCGCGAAUCACUUCUAGCCAAUAACCUCUGUAUGCGCUGUAUGUCAUUUAUAAUUCAAUUCCAUUUGGAUCACUAAAAUGCAAAGUAAAAUCUACCACUUGUCUGACGUUUA